AUGAAAUUACAUCCUGCAUAUCGUGCUUGUCUACGAUCCAUCAAUAAAGUUUUCCAAAAUGAUAUAGCAACUUUAAACAAGGCAAAGUUACAAUUACAUUCAACAACUAUCUCCAAUGCAAAUGUGAUUGAUAAAAUUGAAUUGGAAUCUAAAAUUAAAGAAUUAUCGGACGUAGCUAUUUUCUUAAGAAGAAACGUUGUUCAAGGUGUUCGUGAUAAUAAUGAUCCAAAAAAAGCAUUCAAGUUGAAUAUUACAAAGGAUACUGAACUUGGUGAUAAUGAUCAAGGAAGGAAAAGAGCUUUCACACCAUUAAGAACAAACUCAUUCAAACAGAGUUGA
This is a messenger RNA of Henningerozyma blattae CBS 6284, 339 nucleotides long. RefSeq names its product Mzm1p (gene MZM1). Lineage: Eukaryota; Fungi; Ascomycota; Saccharomycetes; Saccharomycetales; Saccharomycetaceae. Bases 1 to 339 code for a protein of 112 amino acids. The transcript has a single exon. Gene Ontology annotation, biological process: mitochondrial respiratory chain complex III assembly. The record is from RefSeq and is a predicted model, not a curated record.